Messenger RNA from Penicillium salamii, 1551 nucleotides. NCBI's taxonomy places the organism in Eukaryota, Fungi, Ascomycota, Eurotiomycetes, Eurotiales, Aspergillaceae. The record is from the annotation of a GenBank genome assembly.
AUGACUUCCCCCAAUGGAGCACGUCCCAGGGUUUCCAAGAGCUGUGCCAACUGCCGGGCCAUCAAGCGUCGGUGCGAUAAACAGGUGCCUCAUUGCGGACAGUGUAUUCGCACGCGUGAAGUAUGUGGCGGCUACCGGUCUGAAUGGGAACUUCAUUUCAGAGAUCAGACGGGCCAGACCAUCAAGAAUUCCCUGAAGAAAGAGGCUGAAAAAAAAGCCAAAGCGAACUCCACAUCCCCACCGGCUCGCAGUCCCUCCCCGAAUCUUGACGAUAUCGGGAUCGCCUUUUUUGUGAACAACUUUGUCGCGGGGGGUCAUUCUUCUUCUCGUGGGCAUUUGAAUUAUAUCUCGAAUCUGUACGGCUCUGAUGGCCAGCAUCCGACCUUGGUAGCCAGUAUGGCGGCGGUCGGACUCGUGGCACUGGCAAAUACGGCCCGGCAGCCUGGGAUGGUCAGGAACGCACGAGCAAAAUAUUCCGAGGCGAUCCAACUUGUGAAUGCCGCGUUAGCAUCUCCUGUCGAGUCUCUGAACGAUGAUAUUCUGAUGUCCAUUAUCUCGUUGGGUGUCUUCGAAAACACCUCAAAUUACGCCUCUUGGAGCCAACACGUCCAAGGAGCUGCAGCGCUCGUCGUGGCUCGAGGGAAGCGCCAAUUCACUAAUCCUGCCGCCAUCCUUAUGUUUAAUCAAGUGCGUGCGGAUAUAGUAGUUGCCUGCGUACACAGCAAUCUGCCAUUCCCAGAGGAUAUGCGCGCACUCCAGGAAGAGGCGAUCAAGUACGAGACUGCGUCCGGGGCUUUUUGGCUUCUCGGCGUUUUGGCAUCCCGGCAUGUAGACCUUCUCUAUAAGGUUCGACAACCUACAGCGGAAUUCCACUGGCCUGAACUCUUGCAGGAGGCAACUAUUCUCCAACGGGAUUUCGAAACUCUUUUUGCUUCCCUUGCCAUUCAAGAGCCCUACACCACCAACUUCCAUCCUGGCGGGGAUCCAGAAGUCGUUUACCGUGGCCGAUAUGAUAUCUACCACUCCAGCUGGGCAAUCCGUGUCUGGAACAAUGCACGCAUGCUCCAGAUGAUAACAUGCAACAUCAUCUACUUCAUACUGACCAAAACCCUUACCACAAGUACAGACCCAGUCCUCCGAGCACAUGCGAAAACAGGGCUUCAAGGAACACUCCAAAUCCAAUCCAAGCUGGAGAAUGACAUGCUGGCCACUGUCCCACAGGCCUUGGGGUAUAUCUCCUCCACGUCGCAGCCUAAUUCCACGGUCGAUUUCUCUUCUCCCGCCAGCGUCUCCGGGAGUUAUCUUCUCACUUGGGUUCUUUACACUGUCGGACAAUCGACAGUGGUGAAAAGUGAAACGCGUCGGUGGGUGAUCCGGCGUCUUCAGGAGAUCGGUCGCAAUGCGGGUCUUGCAGUGGCGCUGCAACACUAUGAAGACAUUGUCAAGCUUGAUCAGAUACAAGCCGAGGCAGAGAACAUGUCAAACCCGACAGUGGAGGCUUUGAACAUACAUGACCAAGAACGAAAGAUAUAUGGGGAGCUCUGUGUGUGA